Molecule: messenger RNA, 1254 nt
Organism: Mustela lutreola (European mink)
Lineage: Eukaryota; Metazoa; Chordata; Mammalia; Carnivora; Mustelidae
Product: hsc70-interacting protein-like
Exons: 1
Coding region: 90-1199 (369 amino acids)
Molecular function (GO): Hsp70 protein binding; protein dimerization activity
Source: RefSeq, a predicted model, not a curated record
CUUCUACACGAUCACGCUGAGCUAGUACCCGCGCCUGGAAUCGGGUCGCAACCCCAGCCGCGCCUGCCGCCUGCCACUGCCUCUGGACCAUGGACCCCCGCAAAGUGAGCGAGCUUCGGGCUUUCGUGAAAAUGUGUAAGCAGGAUCCGAGCGUUCUGCACACCGAGGAAAUGCGUUUCCUGCGGGAGUGGGUGGAGAGCAUGGGGGGUAAAAUACCACCUGCCACUCAUAAAACUAAAUCAGAAGACAGUAUCAAGGAAGAAAAACCAGAUAGUAAGAAGGCGGAGGAAAACAUAAAGACAGAUGAACCAUCAAGUGAGGAGAGUGAUCUAGAAAUUGACAAUGAAGGUGUGACUGAACCGGAUACCGAUGCCCCUCAAGAAAUGGGAGAUGAAAAUGCAGAGAUAACCGAGGAAAUGAUGGAUCAGGCAAAUGAUAAAAAAGUGGCUGCCAUUGAUGCCCUAAAUGAUGGUGAACUACAGAAAGCCAUUGACUUGUUCACAGAUGCCAUCAAACUAAAUCCUCGCUUGGCCAUUCUGUAUGCCAAGAGAGCCAGUGUCUUCAUCAAAUUACAGAAGCCAAAUGCUGCCAUUCGAGACUGUGACAGAGCUAUUGAAAUAAAUCCUGAUUCAGCUCAGCCUUAUAAGUGGCGCGGGAAAGCACAUAGACUUCUGGGCCAUUGGGAAGAAGCAGCACAUGAUCUUGCCCUUGCUUGCAAACUGGAUUAUGAUGAAGAUGCUAGUGCGAUGCUGAAAGAAGUUCAACCGAGGGCCCAGAAAAUUGCUGAACAUCAGAGAAAAUACGAGCGAAAACGUGAAGAGCGAGAGAUCAAAGAAAGAAUAGAAAGGGUUAAGAAGGCUCGGGAAGAAUACGAGAGAGCCCAGAGGGAGGAAGAAGCCAGACGACAAUCAGGAGCUCAGUAUGGCUCUUUCCCAGGUGGCUUUCCUGGGGGAAUGCCGGGUAAUUUUCCUGGAGGAAUGCCUGGAAUGGCAGGGGGGAUGCCUGGAAUGGCAGGAAUGCCUGGGCUCAAUGAAAUUCUUAGUGAUCCGGAAGUUCUUGCAGCCAUGCAGGAUCCAGAAGUUAUGGUGGCCUUCCAGGAUGUGGCCCAGAACCCAGCGAAUAUGUCAAAAUAUCAGAGCAACCCAAAGGUUAUGAAUCUCAUCAGUAAAUUGUCAGCCAAAUUUGGAGGUCAAGCAUAAUGCCCUUCUGACAAAUAAAGCCCUUGCUGAAGGAAAAGCAACUUCGAUCACCUAA